AUGGGACAACGGUUGGCGCCAACGCUAGCCAUUGCUUUCAUGGCUAAGAUUGAGGCACCGAUUUGGGAAACACGACCUUUGCUAUAUUGCCGAUAUAUCGACGACUGUUUCCUUGUCUGUUCGUCUCAAGCAGAGAUGGACAACUGUUUCAAGAUUUUAAAUGAGCAGUCGGAGUAUAUAAAGUUCACUCAGGAUAAGCCCAAAGGAGAAUGGUUACCCUUCCUUAACGUCCAAGUGCAUAUUUCAAACAGAACGCACAGGACAAAGUGGUACCGCAAACCCAGUAAUAAAAAUAUCUUAGUUCACUUUCUUUGUGCCCAUCCCGCACAAGUUAAAAGGUCGGUAGUACGAAACAUGUUUCGCACGGCCACCUCCGUUUGCACUGGAAGAGAAGAAAGACGAGAAUCCAUCGAGCUUGCUAGGAAAAUUGCGGUCAGUAACGGCUACACAACUAUGCGGUCUAUCACAAAAAGAGCACAAACCCGAAAUAAAUCUGGUAUGGAGAAAGUACCCUUUUGUGUACCAUUUAUUUCCGAUGAGGUUAGCGCUGCUAUUCGGCGGUGUCUGAGGAAAGCUAAACUUGAAGAAUCUGUCGCCAUCGUGGAGCUCCUCCCUAGUAACCUUAAGCAAAUACUCAUUCGUAAUCGCCCAUAUGAUCGUAUUUGCACGACACCGGAGUGUAAAAUAUACCCGGAUAACAACGAGGGUGAUUGCAUGAGUUCAUGUGUUGUUUAUAUGAUUUGCUGUGUACAGUGUGGUGACGAAUACAUAGGAGAAACAGCUAGACCACUAUGUAUUCGAAUCAAAGAACACCUGGACGGCAAAAGGAAAUCAUGUGACUCCACUGCAUUGGGUGGUCACAGGGUGCGGCGUCAUAACGGAGAAGAUUUUGAAGUUAAGAUCACGAUUUUGGCGCGCGAACCUAGCAUUGCGGCGCGCAAGGCUCUGGAGGCUUUUUGGAUCCACUCCAUGAGUCCAAAAAUGAAUCGCAAGGAGGAAUGCCUCUCCAUUACGCGGGAACUCGCGCCUUAUUUAAGGCUGAUAUUUGAUUGCGCUAGUCACCUCACACCAGGUAUCUAG
This is a messenger RNA of Necator americanus (New World hookworm), 1080 nucleotides long. RefSeq lists its product as uncharacterized. NCBI's taxonomy places the organism in Eukaryota, Metazoa, Nematoda, Chromadorea, Rhabditida, Ancylostomatidae. The record is from RefSeq and is a predicted model, not a curated record. The coding region runs from base 1 to 1080 and encodes 359 amino acids. The transcript has a single exon.